Messenger RNA from Lymnaea stagnalis (great pond snail), 7910 nucleotides. The record is from the annotation of a GenBank genome assembly. Lineage: Eukaryota; Metazoa; Mollusca; Gastropoda; Lymnaeidae.
GGACCCAUCAAAGCCAAAAAGAAUAUAUUGGGAUCUACAUGAGUCACACGAAACUGAAGAGAUUAACAAAUUAUGUGUUGUUAAAAAAAUUAUAGAAGGUACCGCUUGACUUCAUUUUCUAAAAUGGAAUAAUAAUUAUAAUUUUAUAAAUAAUAAUUAUAACUUUAUGAAAUUCGAAAUUGUAUGUUUGAUGUUAUUGAUUUUAAUUAAAUGUAAUGUAUAUUCUGUUCAGGGAAUUUUAGUUUUUAAUUAAUUUGAAAUUUAAUAUACUUAAAUAAAAUAUCACAUUAUUUCCCUUCACUUUUUUCAGCCUUCAAGGUCCAUCAUAAUAUUGGAGAUAGAAUUCCAGUGAACUUGCGUGCUACAUGGGUUUUUUUAUGCACAAGCCUAAAUUAUUAUGUCAAAGACAUUGAGAGACAUAUUAAGGUAUUGUAUGAACUUUUAGUUUAAAUUAUCAAUGUGUUCCUGCUAAUACGUAUUGGUAACUUGGAAAGAUAAUUGUUUUUGAAAAAAAAAAUACGUUAUUGCAUUUAAAAGUAUUUGCUUUGGCAUGAUAAAUGCAAAUUUAAAUGAAAGGGAAAUCGCUCUAUAUACGUAUUAUGUAAACUCCUCAAGAUUGUGAAAAUCUUAACAUCUUUUCUUUUGUUUUCUUUUUUUUCUUCUUUUUUUUCUCUAAGGAUAUGCUGUUGGAAAGCAAUUCUGAGGUAACACUCGAUUUGAUAUUAUAAAAUUAGAUAUUUGUCAAUAGAUAUACACCAUUUGAGUGAUUUAUGAAACAAACUGUAAAUUAUAGUUAUUGUUUAUAAUUAUUCCUUUUGAAAUAGUUGGUUCGAUAUCACGAUUUUUUCACCAGUAUUCUAGACUGGAUGCUUUCUCGCAAGUGCAAACGGUUUCUAAAAGCUUAAAAACAAGUGAGCUUUCUACCAGCACCGUAGGUGAAAGUGGAUGAUAAAGAAAAAUAGAUGAUCGCAUUUGACCUACUUGUAGAACUGUAAAAAGAUUGUUGUUACGUAAUGCCUUCUAUUUUGAGAAAUUAAUCUCUUAUUUAAAGUUAUUGGCUCGUUCUAAACAAUGCCUAACAAUGGACGAUACCAUACAGAAAUGCAAUAGCAAAAAUACGACACCCAAAACAGUACUAAUUACAAUUAAUAAGAUUUACUUAAGUAUUAAUAUAAUUACUAAAACAAAGAAACAUAAUUACAAUCAUCAACUUACAGAGUGUGAGAAGUCUUGUACCGGUACACAGUUAUACUAGUACAAUGUGCCAAUUUAUAAAGUACAAUGAUGAAUGCGAAUAAACACAUACGAGUAUACACAGAGUAAUACAAUUGUCUCGUGAAAUGAAAAAUAUCUAUCCAUCAAUCUCUCUCCUUAAUGUUCUUUGAAACCCUUAUAUAUGCAGCGUAAGACGCAUUCCAGAAAAGACUUAGACAUUGUUUACUUUUCUAGUGCAAUCGCGAACUUUCCAUAACAUACUAUGACAUAACUGAAACAGGUGUAGCCAAACUUCUCAAAAACCUGAAACCCAAUAAAGCGCCCGGACCUGACUGUAUCCCGAACUUUGUCCUGAAGACCCUGGCUGACAACAUUGCCUCAACCAUGACCCACAUUUUUCAAAAGUCGCUUGACUCCGGCAAACUCCCACUAGACUGUCUUGAUGAAACAUCACUAGUGCCUACAAGAAAGGUGACCGUCAUAACCCAGCAAACUACCGCCCAAUAUCCCUGACCUCCAUUCCAUGCAAAACCCUAGAGCACAUCAUCUAUCGCCACAUCAUGAACCACCUUGAACACUACAACAUUUUUUUCCGCUCUGGAUUCUCAACAGAAACUCAAUUAAUCAUCACCACCAAUCACCUCCUUGCCUCCUAUGACAAAGGUACUCAGGUCGACAUGUUAAUUCUCAAAUCUCCAAGGCCUUUGACGCUGUUCCACACAGCCUUCUUCUACAUAAGCUGCACCACUAUGGCAUUACCAUAAAUCUUCACUCAUGGCUCUUAACAUUCCUAACACAAAGUACCAUGCAAGUAGUGGCAGACCGCGUCCGAUUAGGGAAAUCCAACGUAGAAUCAGGAGUUCCACAAGGCUCAGUGCUGAGCCCCCAUUCUCUUUCUCUGUCAAAUAAACGACCUCCCUAUUACUGUAAAAUCUUAGGUUAGGCUGUUUGCAGAUGACUGUCUUGUCUACAGAGAGAUAAACGGCCAUGAUGACCACAACCACCUCCAAACAGAUUUGAAGUGCCUUAUGAAGUGGGCGAACAAAUGGGGCAUGAGAUUUAAUGAAACCAAAUCCUACUCAAUGACCAGCUAAAGAAAAAAAUCUUCAACCUAUAUGUACUCACUAGACAAUUCUCCAAGAAGUAUCAAAUAAUCCAUACCUUGGAAUUCUCUUCUCAAAUAAACUAAAAUGGUCACCCCAUAUAAACAAAUUUUAAAAUAAAGUAAACUCCAAACUAGGUUUCAUUCGAAGAAAUCUGCGCCAUUGCCCAACUUCCUGCAAACGAAUGCCUAUCUCGCACUCGUCCGCCCACUACUAGAAUAUGGUGCAAUCAUCUGGGACCCACACCUUAAGCAAGAAGUGGACACGAUGGAGCGAGUUCAACGUAACGCGGUGCGUUUCAUCGCACGAGAUUACAAAUCCACCAAUUCUGGCUUCGUCACUGGCCUCUUAAAAAGAUUUGACAUCCCCUACCUUAAAGACAUACGAGAGGGACUCCACCUGAUAUUCUUAUAUAAAGUGGUCAUGGGGCUGGUGCCGGCCAUCCCAGAAGGCACGUACCUCAACCCACAGAAGCCGGGUCGAUUGAUCAGAGCCAAACGCUCCCUGAACAAUGAUUUCAUAACUGACAACCCCAUAAAGAAUUACAUCCGAAACAUUAGCAAGUGCUUCACUGCGCCUCGAUGCACACAGUACAGUAUAAACAAUAUUCCUUCCCACGCACAAUAAUUGCUUGGAACAACCUGGACAAUGCCUCUGUGAACUCGACAUCGGUCGAAAGCUUCAAGGCUGCCCUGGUAUCUGCUAGGAGAUGUUAGACUAGCAACACCUUUCCCCCAACCGUUGCACAGAUGCCAGUAUAUGGAUGCUGCAAUGAACACUACCAGAACAAGAACCAGAAAUGUUAAAAUUUACGAGCUUACUUUUUAUUUAAUUUUAGCAAUUUAAAAAUAAAUUAUAUUUAUUAAUCUUACUUAUUUGAAGGGGAAAAUACAUAUUAGUUUUUUCACGAUCGGUUAUAAAAUCAAAGAAACUGAGAGCUGUGGCUAUAAUAGGCAAUAGCGAUGUGACCUCAGUUUUAUUUUUAUUUCGCAAUAUAGAAACGUACUAAAAAUAACAGAUGUUUGUGUUUACACGAUAAAUGUGAUUAUAAUGUAAUUCAUAGAUCAUAAUUUUUUAAAAUAAUUUUUCUCAUAACUUUUAAAUACAAAUAAAAUGCUUAAAAUAGUUCCUUGGUUGUUACUUUAAAUGUAUUUGUAAUUUAUAAUAGUAAUACUUAAACUUUUACUAAAAUGAAAGCCGAGAUAUAAUUUUUUUUUUCGCAUUUAAAGUUAUUUGAUUUCCGUAAAAUAAUAGAAUAUAACUAUGUUUGUUUUUAAGAAUCUUAAAAGAUCUAAAUAUUUUCAGUUCUUUGGAGUUACGGUCAGCAUCGCUAAUUCUUUUAUAUAUAUAUAUAUAUAUAUAUAUAUAUAUAUNUAUAUAUUAAAAUAGAUGUUAAUUGAAAUACGGAAUUUCAUCUUCCACGUUAUUUAUAUCUUUUCUAUGUUGUGAAGGAGAAUACAAAGAGAUCUGCUAUGCUAGCAAUCAGUUUGCACCGUCAACAGUUUUUAACUGAAUUGUGUAAAAAUGGAAUGAGUCUUAAAGCGAUGCUUUCCUCCCCAGGAUUUAUGAGUCGACUGUAUUCUAAGGUACCCUUAUUUCUGCACACCUUUAAUAUUAUACAAUUAAAUGAGUGCCAAUAUUCUUUUUUGUCUUAAUUUUUUUCCCUCGGAGCAAUCCAACUUAUAACAUCAAAAGAAUAUUUAUUUAUUUUUUUUUUACAUUUCUUUUACAGGCAUCGUGGAGAGAGUAUGCCGAUAUCAAAGAGGUAUUCUUGUAAAAAAAUUAAAAAUCACUGCCUAGAUUAUAACUUAGUGAGCUUCUAGUGCAGGAAAAAGUAUUUUUUUUAUUAAAAAAAAAGAAUUAUUACAUUUUUUUUUAAAAAUCCAUAGAUUUUUUUUAAAAAGAACAUGUUAAAGAUAACGUAAAGAAGACAAAAUAUGCUUUUCAUUUUAAAAAAUGUUUUCUAGGGUAGAGGCCUACAAAAGAGUCACAUUGAGUCAAACCUGAAACGCCACAUAGAACUAAACAUUGGCUCCAUAGACGACGGAGGUAAAACAACAUUAUCCUUUUUGUAAGCGUAUAAAUAGCAAUGUGGUUAGUGGUUAAUUUUGACUUUUUAUUUAAUUGGCUUGGAAGCUAACAUAUUUCUAUUAUUAUUACUUUGUUAAGACAACACAAGAAUUGAAUAAUCAUUUAUCAUUAUUAAAUGUAUUUACUUAAUGCAACAGUGUCAUGGAUUAUUUUUGAACAAUUUCCCGUGUACUUUAUCGGUGCAUAUAUUUUAUUGGGUUAUACAUUAUUGAAGAGUUACCAUAUAACAGUGCUGAACAAUGAUUCCGGGGAAAUUUUUAUUUAUUUUAUGUGUGCACGUUCCAAAACCUCCACGUUCCAAAACCCUGUCAUGCCAAAGAAUGCGUAAAAUGCGACGCAGACAUCUUUGAUGGAAGCUGUUGAGUUUCCGCUCCUGAGUGGUACAUGUGGUCCACACUUUGCUUCCAUAUAGGAGCGUGCUAAGCACUCAUGCCUGAUAGACACUUAUUUUUGUUUUAUCAGGUAGAUUGAGCUUAUGCCACACCAGCUUAUUCAGUUUAGCCAUAGUUGCUGCUGCUUUUGCAACCCUGAUAUUUAUAUCUUCAUCAACGGCGAGAGAACUAGAAAUAUUGGAUCCCAGCUUGGGCGCCCGCAGGGAAAGACAAGGGGGGGGCACUUGCCUCCCCCUGGAUUGAUUGGAUAAAAAAAAUUUUAGACAAAAAUAGACCAAAAAUGUAUUAAAGUAAAGAGAAAAUAAAGAGAAAGUAACCAAGCUGAUGUCCUGUCCUUUCGUUCACUAUACAAAUACGCUACACUAAAUUAAAACUACCUUAAAACAUUACUAAAAAAUGUUUGCCCCCCCCCCCCCCCCUGAAAAGUUAAUCGAUUUUUUUGCCCACCCCUCCCUAGAAAGUUUUCUGCGGGCGCCAAUGGAUUCCAGGUAAAUGAAAUGAUCAACAACCGAAAGAUCAUGACCCUCAAUAGAUAUGAUUGGUGGGGACGGUGCUUCUUCCUUAACGUAACAUUGUAUAAAAAUAAAGGGGACCGAAGUGAUUGCAAUAACUGCCGAGGCAUUUCUCUCCUUAGCUUAGUUGGAAAGACUUUUGCCCGUGUUGCCCUUAAACGAUUACAGAGCCUUGGGAACCGCAUAUAUAUAUAUAUUAGAAUAAGCCAAUGACUUUGCUUACGUUCUGGUCAUUACCAUGAAAAAUAAAAAAUCUCCGGAAUCAGACCAAACAGCGUGCACAUCUUUUUUAAUAGUCGCGUAAAAUUAAGCUCCAUUUUUUAAAUGGGAUUCCUUAAAACAUUGAAACAGCAUUUUAUUUAUUAUUUAUUUAACGAAAAUCUCAUCAAUAUAUAUUGUAUAUAUAUAUAUAUAAAAAAUUUGUCUGUGUGAUCUUUUGAAUAGUUCCACUUGAAGAACCUGAACUGUUAUUUAUAACAUCUGUCCUUGAGUCGAAACUGGAAGUGUCUAUUCUGUAUUGGUCACAUGUUCGCGUAAGUUGAAAUAAUGUCUUGAGAUCGAAAGAUUGAAUUUUAUACUUUCUCCUUUUUUUCCUUUGUAAAGUUUGUAAAAAUAACUAUGAUAAUGAGGUUUAAGUUUUUUAAUGUAAUAACUAAAGAUAAAUAUUUUUUUUUUAAAUAUAUGUUGGGUUUUUAGCAUCCACUUGCAGCAGCUCUAAUAGCUUAUGGGAUCUUCAAAGCGAUGCGGAAUUCUAGAUCCAAUGAUCAAAAGAUUUUAAAGGAAAACAUGGUGUAAGUUUAACAAUACAUUUUUUAAAAAAUCGAAUAAUGUGUAUAGCCUGUACUAAUAUAGUCAUUUAUCUCACGCUUCCUUUCAUAUCUCUCCGGUAUGUGAAUUUGUGUAGAUAUAGAAAAUUAGAUAUUGUAUAAAUAUAUCAAGAAAUAUUUUCCAAACUCUUUUUAUUCCGGUGGUAAUUUUUUUUUUAAUACACAUUUUUAAGUGCACUAAUGUGUUUUGUUUCAAUAUAUCAAACACUCAUUUCCAGCGUUGGGCACAACAGAUAUGAAUGGAUGCUGGUAACAAAAUAAUAUCUGCAAUUUCUUUUGAAAUUAAAUUUUAUUAACUAGACCGGGGGGGGGGGUCAGAUUAGCCAUAAAGCAAUUAAUUCAAUUGCUUAAGAUCUAAUAUAAAUCAUUAAAAUAGCUGUUGAUUGUUUCUAAUUUUCUAUUUAGUUUUAGGGAUAUAUUUUUAAAAAGAUGAAAAAAAACAAUUAUCUCAUUAGCAUUGGCUUCUAACACUAUUUAUUUAUACCGAACAGUAGUGUGAAACAAAAUUACGGAACCAGCUUCCAUCCAAAACCUGUUUUUGCAGGAUUCUGAAUGAUUUUCUAUUGGCACGCCCAAGGUAGCAUUUGAUUAAUCACCACCAUACCACAUACAGAUCCUGCUUUGGGACUGUAAAUGUAUCUUCAGUCAGCUGUUAGCUGAAGAUGGGACAAAACCUUGUCGUAAUUGAGAUGGUGUAUACACUAAAUCCAUUUAGAAUAACGCCAAAAGAAUAUUUUUUUUAAAAACAAAUUUGCGGAAUAUCUAUUUCGUAUUCAACUGGGGCUUAUUUGUUUUGUUUCUAUAUUUCAGGUCGUAUAAGAGCUCUAGCAAACCUCCGUUUUGUGCUAUUGACCUAUGUCAAAAAACAUUUUGAUCUCAGCGAUCAAGUUGACACAAACUAGCACUAACAACAUAUGCGAUACCUUAAUUAUUUUUUUUAAAGUACAUACAUUAGAGAAACAUAAGUUUCAACGUUAGAUUUGAAAAUUUAACUUGUAAACUUUGAGUCGAAAAUAUUGAAUAAAGUCUUAAUUUUUUUAAAACAGCAUUUGCUCCUUUACUACAUUGAAAGUGUGGCGGAACCACGUUCAAGUUCGAUGAUCUAUCAUAGUAACUGAUCAACCAAACGAUUCAAAUGCGACUUUAAAUUUAUAUUUGUUUUUUAGUUUGUUUCCAAGUUUAAUCAAAAAUAAAAUAUGUAUAAUUUGUUUACAAAUUAUAUUUUCCAGUGCUUAUUUGAGUUCUUUUGAUGUUAUGUUUGCUCAAGGCAUACAAGAAGUAAAUCCGGCUCUGCAUUUAAAUAAACUAUCGUCUAAUUAUUAAAAAUAAAAAUUAGAGAAACUUGUCACCGUUCUAAAAAGCCAUAUCUAGUGUUAAUCAAUUAAAAAAACACAUUUAAGGCUUCUAACGCUCUGACAGAUUUUAUUUUUAGUAAAAUAUGACUCUUCAUAAAAAUAUAUAGCAUGCAUCUAAAAUUUGUUUUAAAGUUUUAGUAGUUAUACUUUACUUUAAUUAUUUUACUUUUUUCUAAAUCUGUGUAGUACAUAUAGAAAACUUGCCAUUGAGGCAACAUUUAAAGGAUUCUUCAGUAGCAAGACGAGAUUAUUCGAAUUGUUAGCCGCAGGAAUACCAGAAUGGGGGCAUCUAUCUUGCAUUGACAUAGCAUUGGCCACAGGGAAUAAAAAGUUCCUUUCCAAGACUCCAACAAUCGAAUUAAGAAAUCACAUCUGGUCUAAAGAGGUGAGGCAUAGUUUAAAAAAAAAAAAAUGA